Ogataea haglerorum is the source of this 870-nucleotide messenger RNA. RefSeq lists its product as uncharacterized. Lineage: Eukaryota; Fungi; Ascomycota; Pichiomycetes; Pichiales; Pichiaceae. Gene Ontology annotation, cellular component: cytoplasmic microtubule; microtubule organizing center; microtubule plus-end. The record is from RefSeq and is a predicted model, not a curated record. The transcript has a single exon. Gene Ontology annotation, molecular function: microtubule plus-end binding. Gene Ontology annotation, biological process: spindle assembly; protein localization to microtubule plus-end; regulation of microtubule polymerization or depolymerization. Bases 1 to 870 code for a protein of 289 amino acids.
AUGGCUGUGGGGGCUUCUAGAUCAGAGCUUCUGGAGUGGAUCAAUACCACGUAUCAGCUCAAGUACACCAAGAUCGAGCAGUGCGGGAAUGGAGCCGUGUACUGCCAGAUUUUUGACUCCAUUUUCGGGGAUUUGCCGAUGGGAAAAGUCAACUUUAAUCCCACCUCAGAUUACCAGACCCUGACCAACUACAAAAUUCUGCAGAGUGGCUUCUCGAGGCACAAGAUUACCAGAGAGGUUCCGGUUGAACGGCUGAUGAAAUGUCGCCUCCAGGAUAAUCUGGAAUUUCUACAGUGGAUGAGCAGACUGUGGUCAGAAAAUAAGCUCGACGAUUACGAUCCAUCAGCACGCAGGAAGACUCCGGUGCCUCCAUCGACUGGAGGAACGUCAUCUGGCAGCCGCCGGGUAUUUUCCAGCUCGUCAGCAAACGGUAGCCGCAUAGGCAGCAGAAGAACGUCUCUCACUGGAUCUGCGCAAAAAGUCAGAGAUCCCUUGCAUCCGAAGCCACCGUUGAGCUAUUCCGGCUCCCGUGUAUCUUCCGGACAUGGCCCUGGCAUUCCAUCUGGCGUUCAAGAAGAACUGAAGAACCUGAGAGCCCAGGCGGAAGAAUUAAAACUGGUCCAGGAGAGCUUGGAGACAGAAAGAAACUUCUACUUCAAUAAACUACGAGACAUCGAAAUCCUCACACAGAACCUCAACGAAAAGCUGCAAAGCUCUGAGCCUGUCGACGUUAGCAUGGAGCAGCUAAUCUCCCACAUCCAGGAGAUCUUGUAUAGCACUACCGAGGGUUUCCAAAUUCCUAGCGAAGACCAAAUUGAUGGCAUAGGGAAGGAAAACGAUAUCAAGAUGGUCGACGAGGAGACCUUCUAA